AUUUUAUCUUUUUAUCAGUGUAUUUUAGUCAUAUGUACGACGGGGAUUGUUCUGUWGUUCAAGAGUUGGCGUUGAGACUUGAUAAGAAGGAUAUGACCAUGAAGGAUGUUACAUCAUUGGCAGAUAUCCUUGAAGCUCCCGAAAUCAUUAAAUCAAAAUGCAGAUCAAACUACAACCACAGCCCUUCAUCGGACCUCAUUAAUUUGCCUGAAGUUUCAACAAGUAAAAUGAAGGAUUUUGUUGCCAAACUGGGAAACAUUGAAAGGAAAGAUGUAAUUGAUAUAAUAAAUGCAGCAAAAAUUCCAGAGACUGCACAAGUUGAAAUUCUGCUGCUGAAAUAUCAYRAAGUCUUWGARCGUCUUACAAGCAUGCUUGAUCAGCCUGGUACUUUMAACUGGAAGCGUCUUGGCAGAGAGUACAAAAUCGAUUCCACGCAGUUAGAUAUUUUAGAAAAGGGAAUAAACUCGGCUGAGCGCUUCUUGAUUGAGUAUGCAUACAAAGCAGUACCAAGGGAAGAUCUAAAGUUAAGUACCCUAGUCACCCACAUGUCAGCACUUGGAAGAGAAAAGGAAAUAGAAGACCUUUUGGAGAACAUCAAAGCGAAUGACCAUUCCCAAUCAAUGAAGAAAGUUUUCGCACCAAACACGGACAACAUGGAGGAACUUUGUAAACUUCUUAACAAAGGCACCAAAGGUUGGCAGCAUUUGGCAGAAAAGUGGAAUUUAGAUUGUGCGAGGUAUUAUUGGUUCAUCGCUGACACGAAUGCCAGCGCAACAGAGAUCUUGUUGGAAUGGCUUAUGAUUAAGAAACCGGAGUUUACAGUUGCUCAGCUCGACAAAAGUUUGCAAGAUAUUGGAAGACAAGAUGCCCGUGACAUUUUGGACGAAAAAUUUAAAGAAUGCAUUGCAAAACUCCUCUUGUAGACUAAAAAGAUUGCAUGGAAAUAGGAAAAUAGUUUUGAUUAUUAUUGCACAAUCACAUUACACGCGUCUAAUUAAGGUGUUUAGAUCGUAAUAAAUAGCGUUUCGCGCGUAUUUUUAAACUCCAAUUACGUCGCAAAUUUCGAUUCAAUUGCACUCAAAUUUUCACAGAAGUAACAGUGAUUAUCGAUAA
This is a messenger RNA of Exaiptasia diaphana, 1113 nucleotides long. RefSeq lists its product as uncharacterized. The transcript is spliced from 4 exons. NCBI's taxonomy places the organism in Eukaryota, Metazoa, Cnidaria, Anthozoa, Actiniaria, Aiptasiidae. Gene Ontology annotation, molecular function: protein binding. The coding region runs from base 33 to 923 and encodes 296 amino acids. The record is from RefSeq and is a predicted model, not a curated record. Gene Ontology annotation, biological process: signal transduction.